This is a messenger RNA of Octodon degus (degu), 2672 nucleotides long. RefSeq names its product MARVEL domain containing 2 (gene Marveld2). The coding region runs from base 757 to 2346 and encodes 529 amino acids. NCBI's taxonomy places the organism in Eukaryota, Metazoa, Chordata, Mammalia, Rodentia, Octodontidae. Gene Ontology annotation, cellular component: apical plasma membrane; bicellular tight junction; cytoplasmic vesicle. The record is from RefSeq and is a predicted model, not a curated record. Gene Ontology annotation, biological process: bicellular tight junction assembly. The transcript is spliced from 7 exons.
GCAGCGCAGGUGAGUGGGUUGUCGUGGAGGCCACCUGCGUCCCCGCCCUACCCCUGCCCAGGAAGCCUCAGCGGGCGGCGGCCCAGGUGCAGCCGCACUCGUCCUUCCGGGCGCAGGUGGCCGCCACUGCAGCCGGCCGCGCGGAGUUCCGGGCACCGCGGAGGUCAGCGGAGUGGGGCCGCGGGGAGCCGGCGGUUCCCGGACUGUCCGAGCGCCCGCCGCCGUGCAGCUCGGACCUGGCCCGGAAGCGCUGAGCCCACUCUGCCGGCCCGAGGCUCCCGUGGCGGGCCCUGGCGGACAUCCUUCCGAAGUCGCCUGUUUCUCCUCCACGGUUCUUCGGUUUACAGUUUUUACAUUUUAUUGUAACUGAAAAGCGGUCUCGGUGGGUGAAGACGAGCCAGAUCUGUUAAGUGCUGAAGAUUGAACCCAAGGCCUUCACAAUGACCUACAUCCUCAGCACAUUUUUCAGAUUUUAUUUUGAGAUAAUAAAUCACUGAGUUUCCCAGAGUAGGCUUCAAACGGCAGUCCUCCUGCCUCAGCCUCCUAGAGUGGUAGGAUUACAGGUCUGAGCCUCCAGGCCCAGUUGAAAAUACAUUUAUUUUAUUAUUUUUGUAUAUCCUAAUAACUAAGAUCAUGUUGGUCUCCUGACUUUCUUGAUUACUAAGUGAAUAAAAUCAGCAUCACGAAAAGAUAAGUCUCAACCAAAAACAAGAAUAAUUGAUAACUUUCAUCUUGGCCACGAGUGUGAAAUCACAAAUGUUGUGCAAGGAUGGAAGAACCCAGUGUCGGGCGGAUGAGGUCCCAAGGGACCUGCCCACCCCCAGUAGCAUCCCGGACUCCUUCGAGAGUUUUCAGGACAGCGAGCUGCAGCUGGCUCUGAGCGCCGAUCCGCUGCCUCCACCCCCGCUCCCAGCCCAGCCGCCGUUUGGCCCAGCCGUGCCCUUCAGCAGUGACGUGGAAGAGCCGGAGUCUGAGCCCGAGCCCACGCCCACGCCCGUGGUGGCCCCAGAUAUCAAGCCGGUGCGCCGCUUCAUCCCCGACUCCUGGAAGAACUUCUUCCGGCGGAAACACGGGGCGCCGGGCCAGGGCCUGGGCUACAUCUCCCCGGGCGUGGAGUGCUCGCCCCCGGCCUCCCCGGCGCCGUCCAGGUCGGUCCGCGAGCCGGGGGCCACCCUGGAGUGCGGCUCAGCGGCGACGGCGGCGCCGACCUACAGCGAGCAGGUGGCCGAGUACCACCUGCGCUACUCCUACAUGAAGUCGUGGGCCGGCCUGCUGCGGCUGCUGGGCGUGGUGCAGCUGCUGCUGGGCGCCGUGGUCUUCGCCUGCGUCACGGCCUACGUGCACAAGGACAGCGAGUGGUACAACCUGUUCGGGAACUCGCCGCCCGGCAGCGCCUAUGGCGGCUACGGCUACGGCUAUGGCUACGGCAGAGGCUAUUACUACACGGGCCCCAAGACCCCCUUUGUGCUGGUGGCGGCCGGCCUGGCCUGGAUCACCACGCUCAUCUUGCUGGUGCUCGGCAUGUCCCUGUACUACCGCACCAUCCUCCUGGACUCGGACUGGUGGCCGCUCACCGAGUUCGGCAUCAACAUGGCCCUGUUCGUCCUCUACAUGGCCGGGGCCGUGGUCUACGUGAACGACACCAACCGCGGGGGGCUGUGCUACUACCAACUCUUCAACACGCCCUUGAACGCGGGCUUCUGCCGCCUGGAGAGCGGACAGGUGGCCGCCGUGAUCUUCCUGUUCUUCACCAUGGCCAUGUACCUCCUGAGCGCUCUCGUCUGCCUCAAGCUGUGGCGGCACGAGGUGGCACGCAAGCAGCGCGAGCGCGCGGAGCAGCAGGAGGCCUGUGAAUCAUCAGCACCAUCGAAAAAGAGAGUGUGUGAAGUGGUCACCAGCGACAGACAGAGAGACCCAGAUGUUUAUUUCAAACAAUGGAGAACAAAGUCGAUUCCCCCGGGCCACAUCCCGAAGCCCAUUGUGAUGCCCGACUAUGUGGCAAAAUAUCCUGUGAUUCAGACAGAUGAUGAACGAGAGCGCUACAAAGCCGUGUUCCAGGACCAGUUUUCAGAGUACAAGGAGCUGUCUGCAGACGUUCACGCUGUCCUGAGGAAGCUGGAGGAGCUGGAUGCCAUGAUGAGCAGGCUGCCGCAUCACCCAGGAAACCUGCAGGAACAUGAGAGAAUUUCCAGAAUCCAUGAAGAGUUUAGGAGGAAGAAGAAUGAUCCUUCAUUUCUGGAAAAAAAAGAACGCUGUGAUUACCUCAAGAGUAAACUUUCUCACAUAAAGCAAAGAAUUCAUGACUAUGACAAAAUAAUGAAUUGGGAUGUACACAGUUAUGCAUAAACCUUACUUGAAACUACUUUUUUAUAGUCAACUCACUAUUUAUUAUUUACUGCCUUUUUUAUGCCAGACUGUGUGGUGGAGAAGUGCAUUGCCCUGAACCGGCUGCCAGUUGGCUUAUCCAGCAGGCGGUGAUCACUGUGAUGUCACAUAAACAUUUCAAAACAGACUGGACCUGCUUCACUGAAAAUGGGAGAAACCCUGGAUUCAUCUGUGUACUUUCCUGUUUGUCUGUCUCAUAAAAAUACAUCGCCUGCCGGGUGUGGUGGCCCACGCCUAUAAUUCCAGCACUGGGAGGCUGAGGUAGGAGGAGCACUGGGAGUCCAGGC